Molecule: messenger RNA, 2722 nt
Organism: Stylophora pistillata
Lineage: Eukaryota; Metazoa; Cnidaria; Anthozoa; Scleractinia; Pocilloporidae
Source: RefSeq, a predicted model, not a curated record
CUUCAAAGUGUUUUAAAAUUGAAGUAACUUUAAUUUGCUUCCUUGGUGGGUGGAACUCUUGAGGCAAUUAUUUCUAAAAAUCUCCACCAUUAAGACAGAAUGCUGGGGGAACGUGCUGUUGCAACUGGCUGCUUAGGGUCUUUGAAUGGUAAAAGAGAAGGAAACUGGGAUGAUGAGGUGACUAAUAUGCUGAACCGCGACUAUGAGGACUGGAGGGACCCAGAAAAGACUUAUAUGGUUCCCUGUGAGCUCUCGUACAGUAGCCAAGAUGAUGGAGAGAAGGCAGAAAAGAAGGUUUUUGACCUAUUGCAAAGUUUUGGAGAGAGUCAGUCAGAAGGAAUGUUUGUGAUCCACUCCUACAAUUUCGCCGAGAUGAUUUCCGAAUGGAGUAAGAAAUCGAAUAGGAUAGAAAAGAAGUGGUUGACUGGAGAGCAUGAUUUUGUUGUUCUUCAUCCCAAAUGCGGAUUUAUAUUUUUCCAGGUGAAGGCAGCAGUGAGAACAAAGGAGAAAUUUUCUGAAGCUAAUAAACAAUUGCUCAAAGACAGACAAUCCUUACAAGCAUUUGUUGCAAAGGAGGCGAAGGGCAGAAAGAAAAAGGACAUUAAUCAUGAAUUGUUCACAUACCCAGGAUUUGUUGUUAUGCCCAACUGCCCACGCCCAGAUGAUUCUGUUGUAAUUCCUUCUAAUGGUGUCUUCAAAGAGCAUUGUGAAAGUGUGGAGGCAUUUUCUAAAUGGUGGGAGGACAACGUUAAGAGGGAGAUGGAUGUCAAUAAAAAAUUGUUUGAAAUCCUUGUUAUGCGCUUUGUUGGAAUGUCACACAGCCUUCCUUGCACCCUAAGCGAGUCAAUUGAAGAAAACAAAAAGGUGAUGGAGAUGUGUACAGAAAAGCAGUUGUUAAUAAUUCUCAGCUCAGCGUCAGAACAAUGGAUAACAGGCCCAGCUGGUAGUGGAAAGACAUGGCUAUUGAUGAAAAAAGUAUUAAUGCUUGCUAAGGAUGCACUUUUUCGAGAGACAAAAGAAAAAAUACUUGUGGUCUGUUACAACAGGCCUUUGUCCAAGAUGUUUGCCAAAACAUUUGAAGAUCAUUUGAUCAAUCUUCUGCAGGAUGGUAAUUUACAAGAAGUUAUUACAGUCAAGACUUUUGACUCACUUCUCCUUGAAAUUACUGGGUCUGAAUUAGGUAAAUCUGAUGAAGAGAAGGCAGAACAUGUUUCCCUAGCCUUGAAACGGUUAGAGGAAACUGGUUGUGCCCAACAAUAUGAUCAUAUAUUUGUUGACGAAUGCCAAGAUCUUUGUGGUGUCAAUUGGCCAACUCUUUUUAAGAGGUUGCUCAAGAAUGAUGAUGAUGGUGAUGAUGAUGAUGAUGAUGAUGAUGAUGAUGAUCGUUCAUUUAGGGAACCCAAACACAUGUGGUUCUUGUAUGAUGCCAAUCAAUAUGUAAGACUUUCUGAGAAGCAGUAUAGGUCACACCAACAAUCAAUUGCUAAAGGCUACAAGCUCUGUACAGUUUUCAGAAAUACUGGAAGCAUCUUUGAUCAGUCAAAGAAGUACUAUGUGGGUCAUUCAUCAGUAGAAUGUAUCAAGUUAGGGCACAAUAUACAGGGAUUAGAAAUCAAGUGGGAUGAAUCGCUAACAAUGAACAGAAAUGAUAAGGAAGGUGCUGGUGCAAGAUGCAUUGUAAAGCAUAUCAAAAGCCUCCAAAAAAACAAAGUUGAGGGCAGAGACAUCUGCAUUCUGACACGAAAUGUAGAAAUUCGAGAUGGUAUCAGUUCAGAGCUCGAGAAACUGGGAAUUGAGAGUCAAAAUGCAGAAGACCUGUAUUUAAAUUUUGCACCAAACAAAGUAGUGGUUGAGAGCAUCAGGCGUUUUAAAGGGUUGGAGUCCAAAGUGGUGGUUCUUUACGACCCACCAUUUUUGCAAGGCAAAGACUGGAUCAGUAGGAGGACAAAGGAACUUCUAUACACAGCAGUUUCUAGAUGCUUCUGUUAUCUCAUUGUGAUAACAACUGAGUAUGGUGGCAAGGCUUUAAAAUCAGAUGAGGGGAUAAGUGAUCAAGAGAACAAAGGACCCCUUGCAAAAAGAGGCAUUGAAACCUGCUCCAAGAGUGGCCCUUCAGAGUUCUCCCCCAAGCGUUCAAAAAGAUCGUGAUGAUCCUGAUGAACUGGAUGAAACCAAGAACACAGGUGCUAUAAAACUCUUGCAAAAUGAAGGAGCUGACCUUCUGUUUGAAAAAAGGGCAAAAACCACACAGAAAUUAACCCAUAUCCACAACAACUUUAAUCUUUUGUUUCUCAAUUUAUGUUGGUGAUGGUUUAUGGAUUCAUUUUUGCAUAAUAUGGAAACACCUGUUGCAAAGAUUUGUCCUACGACUUAAUAGGUAUUGGUAUUGAUAUAGAUUUUAUGUUGAUUUUUUUUGUCGAGUAAAACAGUAUGAUAAUGGCUCUUAACGCGUCUCAGCCUUGAGAAGGCUGGUGCUGUUUGGUAAUGUGACAAAUAGCUGGAUCAACAUUGCAUACUGCCAAAAUAAAAAUUUCAAAGAUGGCUAUGGUACUGUUAGAUGUAGUUUGGGAUAACCCUUAUCCUAUGGAGGGCACUCGAGCCUUCCCGAAGCUGGAUUAUUUGAAACUAGAUAGCCUGAUUACUGGCAUAGAUAUGAGACUAAAUCUUUACUCCCUAACAUUAGUAUGCAUAUUCUCCCAACUAUUCUCUAUACAUUUCCUAA